Messenger RNA from Pseudocercospora fijiensis CIRAD86, 1293 nucleotides. RefSeq lists its product as uncharacterized. The coding region runs from base 1 to 1293 and encodes 430 amino acids. The transcript has 4 exons. Lineage: Eukaryota; Fungi; Ascomycota; Dothideomycetes; Mycosphaerellales; Mycosphaerellaceae. Gene Ontology annotation, molecular function: monooxygenase activity; FAD binding. The record is from RefSeq and is a predicted model, not a curated record.
AUGCCUCUCACAACAGAAACCGCUAAGAAUCCCACCCUCCAAAUCACAAUCCUCGGCGCCGGCAUCGCCGGCCUAACCUGUGCCCUCGCCCUCCGCCACACCAACCCCUCGGCCAAAAUCCUCCUCCUCGAAAAAUCCGCUUUCGAAAAGCACAAAGAGACGGGCGCAGCCCUCUACCUCGCACCCAACUGUUCCGACCAUUUACUUCGUUUAGGGUGGCACCCUCGAACUUCGGGGUCGAAUCAAUGCGAAGGUUUUCUUUCCGUCGACGGGAUGACUGGGGAUGUGCUGAAGGAGAUGGAUCUUGGGUUUGCGGAUGAGAAGUGGAGGGGAAGGGAUGAUGGGAGGGUGAGGCCUUGGGUUUUGAGUCAUAGGGUUGAUUUGCAUCGGGAGUUGAGGAGGUUGGUUACUGAUGAUACGGGGGAGGUGCCGGGGAAUGCGGCGGUUUUGUGUUGUGGGGUUUUUGUGAAGGGGGUGGAUGUUGAGAGUGGGAUGGUGGAGUUGGGAGAUGGGAGGAGGUUUUGCAGUGAUGUUGUGAUUGGUGCCGAUGGGAAUGCGUCGAGUAGUCGGGGAUUUGUCGAUCCAGGUGCGAGGUUGAAGUCUUGUAACAGGAGUUGUUAUCGGUUUCUUGUCGAACGUCGGAAACUCCUUGAUGAUCCGGAGACUAGGAUGUUGGUGGAAAAGAAUGGGUACUUCGCAGACGUGACGGCGCCGGAUCGCAAGUUCGUUAUCUAUCCUUGCCGUGAGAAUCAGUUCGUCAACUUCGCUUGCUUUUGUCCGGAUGACAUUGAAGGGACUGGGAAUGAUUGGGAUCAGAUGGGCUCGAAGGCAAAGCUGGAAAAGUCUUUCGAGAGUUUCUGGCCACCCGCUCGGAAGGCGUUGAGUUAUGCCGGCGAUGAUCUGAAGGUCUGGCAAAUGAUGGAUGCGGAGCCUCUCGAGAGUUUUGUCCGUGGACGACUGGCUUUGAUUGGUGAUGCAGCUCAUCCAUUCUUGCCAUUUCUUGGGCAAGGCGCGGCGCAAGCUAUGGAAGACGGCGUUUCCAUCGCUGUGCUCCUCCAGCAAGGCACCAAGUCUGCCGAAAUCUUGCCCCUUGUACAGCUGUAUGACCAGAUUAGGAGGGAACGAGUCCAUUAUAUACAGGAGAAGACCCGUAUGAACGGUCGGGAUGAGGGUAAAGGUCGAUUGACGCCGGAUGAGCUCUUCGGGGUGCUUGAUUUCUGCUAUGUUCACGACGAGUGGGCGAAUACAGACAAGCACUUGGCAGCUUGGCGAGAGAGAGAGGAGAAGAGCUAG